AAGACUGAUAGCCAUUUAUUAAAACGUGUCUAAUGAAAAAUUACACACGUUUUUACGGAUGGUACUAUUGAGCUGGAUCUAAUUGAUCCUUCAUAGAAAAAUAAUAAAGACUCAGCGCAUCCGUUUAUACACCCAUUUUAGACAAUGGUGAGGACCUGUUUUGGUUUAUUUUGGUAGACAAGGGCAAAUGGUCAAAUGAUAGUUGUUUUGGUGCGAAAUGGCAAGAUUUUUGAGACCUGACGUUAGGAGUCUACUCACCACACAGCUAAGGAUGACAUCUGACCAGCUGGGUGAGUUGGGCAAAGGUGCAGGGAAAGGAGGGGGUGGCAGAGGAUCUGUCAGAGAGGCAGGAGGAGCCCAUGGAAAGAAACAGGCCGCAGAGGAGGAAAUGUACUUCAGACGUAAAGAGCAGGAACAGUUGGCUGCACUGAAGCAGCACCACCAAGAGGAGAUUGAUCACCACAAGAAGGAGAUUUCGAGGCUGCAGAGCGAGAUUGACCGUCACAAGGGGAAAAUUAGGAAGCUGAAUCAUGAUGAUUGAGACUCACUCUAUUUGAAUGAAGCCCAGGUAUUCUUUAUUGCCAACCCCUAGUCAUUGCCUGCAUUGCCUCUCUGGGCCAGCUCUGUGUAUGUGUGAUGAAUUGUUCUGUAUAUGCUCGAGGUUAUUAAAACAAUUAUUUGAAAUGGUUA
Molecule: messenger RNA, 690 nt
Organism: Salvelinus fontinalis (brook trout)
Lineage: Eukaryota; Metazoa; Chordata; Actinopteri; Salmoniformes; Salmonidae
Product: ATPase inhibitor B, mitochondrial-like
Exons: 3
Coding region: 218-541 (107 amino acids)
Biological process (GO): negative regulation of ATP-dependent activity
Cellular component (GO): mitochondrion
Molecular function (GO): ATPase inhibitor activity
Source: RefSeq, a predicted model, not a curated record